Messenger RNA from Racocetra fulgida, 335 nucleotides. The record is from the annotation of a GenBank genome assembly. NCBI's taxonomy places the organism in Eukaryota, Fungi, Glomeromycota, Glomeromycetes, Diversisporales, Gigasporaceae.
UUGUGCCUCGCAUCCCUGUUACGAUUCGUAAAUACUCUGCAGUGGCUACUCCAGGGGGUCUUUCCCCGUUUGCUGCCGAACGUUUGGUUGCUGAAGAACAUGCAAAGAGCACUGCCAAAACCUGGAAAAAUAUCACUAUUUAUGUUUGUUUCCCAGCCCUUCUUUUGGGUACAGCAAAUUCAUACAGAAUCAUGAAGGAACACGAGGCUCACAAAGAGCAUGAACAUAAAGACGAAAAUCACCCACUUUAUCAAUACCAACGUAUCAGAACCAAGCCUUUUCCAUGGGGUGACGGUGACAAAACUCUCUUUCAUAAUCCUGCAGUUAAUAAAUAA